Messenger RNA from Symbiodinium natans, 3003 nucleotides. The record is from the annotation of a GenBank genome assembly. Lineage: Eukaryota; Dinophyceae; Suessiales; Symbiodiniaceae.
AUGCAGUACCAGGAUGCGUGCCUCUUCCUCUACUACUACACCCUCUACCGCAGCGCGAAUAUGGGCCUCGCGGGCGCCCUGCCCAUGGCCACCAUCAUCUUCGCCUGCGUCUGCUGGCUGAUUGUGCCCGCGCUCUUUGCGCCGUACCCGACCUGGAAGAACCUUUGCGAGGAUGUGGAGACCUUCUACCACUUCAUGAUGCGCUGCCCGGCAGACCGCAGCCGGGCAGAGCUCUACCACACCAGGAUGUGGAUCACGCUGUCUGCCAGUGGGAACAAGCCUGCGCAGGAUGUGCCAAAAGCCGGAUCCAAGGGCCAGCCUGGAAACUUAUUCGAGGUGCUGCUGCAAGCGGCGCUGGAGCAGGACACGAGGUUCAACUACCGCUUCUCAGAUGACUGCAUGUCGCUUCUUUGGAGCGUAGCUCGGACGACGAUCCUGUUUGCCAUGCUGCCAUCCUCCACGAUCGAGGCCACCGAGUUCUGCCUCUUCAUGUGGGUCGUCCAUGCCUUCCUUGUCCUGGCCUUCGGGGUCUUUGUGGACUUGCUCUGGAUCGCGGUGUGCUUGCUGUUCUUCCUCCUGCUCUUCGCCAAAGCCACGUCCUUCUCGACCAUCCUCCUUGCCGGCAUGCUCUUCUUCUCCUUCCUCGACACGGUGUCGAAGCUUCUGCUCUUCUUGAGCCGCCGCUGGCGGAAGCUUCCGGGUCGGGGCAGGCCGGUCACUGCGAAGAACGUCCGAGUAGGCAUGAAGGUGCUGCCGGGCAAGGACUGGAUGUACGACAUGAAGAAGGAUGAUGCCAAGCAGAAUGCAGCUUCAGGGUGUAGCAUGGUCGGAACCGUCACCAACUGCGAUGACUGCCAGGAGCUGGGGUACUGCGAGGUUCUUUGGGUCAAUGGCUCAGAGGGCCGCUACCGUAUCACCACCUCUUGGCAGACGGCAUCAGACCUCCGCCGCCAUCCAGACUGGUAUGCGGUUUGCGUGGAAGCCACCGUGCUCAUGUUCGGCAACUACCACCUCAACCUCUUCGUCAGCUUCGUCGCGCUCGCCUCGCACUGCGCCAUUGCCGUGGUCCUGAUCGCUCUGGACAGCAACUGGUUCGGCAACUGGCAUGCCAAGAUGAUGCGGAUGCCCACACGGGUCGAGAUGGAUUCGGCACACACGAUCGAGGGAGCUGCAAAGCACGGCUCGGUCGGCGCGCCCCCGAUUGCCAUGACGGAACUCCAAGACGAGAUCGUCAUCGAGGAUCUGAAGCGCGAGCCGUGGGCCAAGCGAGAACUGAAGCCCAAGUCCGAUCCCAUGCCGCCCGCCUGCAUCAUCGACGAUCCCGCCUACAGGGGCGCGGAGUGGAAGGAGGUCUGCCGAGUGAAGCUGAGGAAGGUGGCGAGCAAGGCCUCGGUGACAAAGCUCCGCAAGGACUACGGCAUCGUGGCGGUGGCGGUGGAAAGUCGGGAUGGCCUGGAGUGUGGCCUGGACGUGCCACUUCAAGUGGGCGGAUCCGUCCUGUUCGGCUUCGAGAAUGGGAUCGAGAACUUUGAAAAACUUCGUGGGCUGAUUGGUUUGACGGAGGAGGACGAGGACCCUCGGGACAGUGUGGAGCGAGUCUGGUUGCCCGUGUACAAGUUCGAGGUCCCGCAGGCCCUGGCGGGCGUACCGUGGUCGCAGCGCUCCGGGAGCAUGAUGCUGGACGACAAGGACAACAACGUCGACUCCGCGGUAGGGGCUGCACAUCGGCGCGAGCUUGCCGAGAUGAGUGACGAGGAGGACCUGCACCUCCUCAGCCAGGUCAAGCUCCUGGGAAGGGUCGGGCCAACGAAGUCCGCGCCGCCCGCCUUCACGCCGGCAUCGGCGAUGACACCGGCGGUCACGCCUGCGGCGCGCACGCCGGCGACGCUGACGCCACAAUCCAGGACCAAGACCCCAGAGACGACGCCAAAGCGAAACCAAGCCCCGGGGAGGAAGGGCGCCCGGAUGCCCAAGGUGCCAGAGCUGCGCGCUCCGGAGAUGUGCGGCAUCGUGCGGGCAGAGGGGAAGACCCAGUGGUUCCCCUCCGUGGACGAGGUCCUAGAUGAAGGUGACCUCAUGAUCUUGUCCCAGGGUAGCGUGCGAAACUUCGCCAUGCUUCGGGCCAAGGGGCUCUUUGGCCAGCAUUGCGUCGGGGCCGGCUUCAAGAUGGUCUACACCCUGGACCUGCCAGGUCGCCGCAGGAAGUCCAGGGCCAACGGGCUUCCCCUCGCGUCGCCCAUGAGCUGCUCAGAAUGGCGAAGUUCCGAGUUCGAGGGGGACUAUGACGAGUUCAACAAGGAGAUCGAAGAUUGUUUUGUCUCCUGCUUCGAGUUUGCGAAGCUCUUCGUCAUGCACUUUCUGGGCCCAGAGCACUCCCUCCAGCUGGCAUCCGCCUCAAAGGGCUGCUACCGGGCCUCUCGCAUGCCGAACCUUUGGCCUCAUGCUGCUGCAUACGGCAUCGUCACGAUGAUGGUCGAGCAGGAUGAAAUCACCAACAAGGCGCUGCUCAUGUUCGGCUUUGCCGACGACGUGCCACACGAGAAGGGCCUCAGCCUUUUCUGCGGGUUCAAGAAGAAGGAGGACCUGGAUCGCUGUAUUGGCACGAGAUGGGUGCCGGUGUUCAACUUCCGGGUACCCGACAUCUGGGUGAACAUCAGCGUUUGGGAAGUGCUCCAGGACGAAGAGCUGUCGGUCUGUGGAAUCUAUCGGCGUGGCUCGGACGUGGCCCGCGAGCUCUGGUUCCCAGGCAUCAAUGAGAAGUUUGAGGAGCAUGACGAGGUCGUGCUGACACUGUCGAGCGCCAUGAUCUUCGCCGAGAAGUACCUGGACGGUGCGAAAGGCCUCGCUACGCAUGCGGGCUCCGUCAUCGAUGCACGAAAACUGCACCAGCACUACCUGAGCUUCAUGUGGGCCUGGGAGAACAAGUCCCACGAAGACCUGGAGCUCGACCUAGAGUUGGAGCUGGACGCCCGUGCCAACCGCCACGCAAUGGUCCGCAUUUGA